UCGUCGGGAAGGAAAAAUAAAGGACACGGUGCAUCAGAGAAGCGGAGCAAACUGAGACAGUCUGAGCGACAUCGGAGUCAUCCCUGGGAAUUCAGUCAUCGAACUUGACAUUUCGGGUUCGCUGCAAUUGAGAAAAGAGAGAACCGCGGCGCCUUGCAAGUGAAAGACAUCACACCGCAUCAAACGCGACCCAUCAUGGACCCGCAAAACCCGCAGCAUGGCCAGCAGCGGCAGAUGCCCGCUUACGACCUCAGCCAUGGCGGCCACUAUGGCGCCAGCUCAGUCGUGCGUUUUCCGUUGCCCCUCUCCCCCUGAACCACGAAGUAGGAAACACAUUGACACCGGUCCCCAGAUCUCCUCCCAAGGCUUCGCAAACUCCGAACUGUACACAGGCACGUGGGCGAACGUGCAUCAAGGUCUAACAGGUCACUACAAGGAUGUCCUGACGGCGUACUGGCAGCACAUCAUCCAACACCUCGAGAGCGACACGCACGACUACAAGAUGCACCAAUUACCCCUGGCGCGCAUCAAGAAGGUCAUGAAGGCCGACCCGGAGGUCAAGAUGAUCUCGGCCGAGGCCCCAAUUCUGUUCGCCAAGGGCUGCGACAUCUUCAUUACCGAGCUGACCAUGCGCGCCUGGAUCCACGCCGAGGAGAACAAGCGCCGCACCCUCCAGCGGUCCGACAUCGCCUCGGCGCUGGCCAAGUCUGACAUGUUCGACUUCCUGAUCGACAUCGUCCCGCGCGAGGAAGCAUCGUCGCACACGAAGCGCGCAAGCAACCAGGCGGCCGCCGCUGCCGCCCAGGCCCCCGCCGCCCAGCCUCAGAUCCCCGGUCUCGGCGCCCCGAACCACGCCGGCCAACACCCCAUGGCCGCGCCCGACUACACCCUCGGAGCCCACAACAUGGGUCCCGAGGCCGACUACCGCCAGCCGCAGACCAUGUAUCCCGGCCAGGUGCAGACCGGCGGUCCCGCGUAUGGCCAGCCCCAGGCCCAGAUGUACAACGUCGACGAGAUGUACUACGGGACCAUGCCACCCCAGCAGGUACGUUCUUCGCAACUCCACAUUUCGGCCUCAGAUCCAACUUCUUCUGAACCCACCCCAAAACUAACCCCACCAGUAGAGUGCCUAGAAAGCCGACCAGCGCGGACUAGCCGAGAGAGCGGACUGCAACCGAUCGAAGCCGGGAUCAGCCGCGGCUGAGGACAAAGUUGCAGUGAGCCCAAGACCGGAGGACGCAUCGACGGUGAAGGGCACGGCGGCACAAGCAGUUCGGUCAGACCCGGGAGAGA
Messenger RNA from Thermothielavioides terrestris NRRL 8126, 1293 nucleotides. RefSeq lists its product as uncharacterized. Gene Ontology annotation, molecular function: DNA-binding transcription activator activity, RNA polymerase II-specific; DNA binding; protein heterodimerization activity. Bases 257 to 1204 code for a protein of 315 amino acids. The record is from RefSeq and is a predicted model, not a curated record. NCBI's taxonomy places the organism in Eukaryota, Fungi, Ascomycota, Sordariomycetes, Sordariales, Chaetomiaceae. Gene Ontology annotation, biological process: regulation of DNA-templated transcription. The transcript has a single exon. Gene Ontology annotation, cellular component: nucleus; CCAAT-binding factor complex.